AUGAUCUUUACGCUCGUUGUCAAAUUUUUGAACAGAAAAAAUCGAGCAGCCGACGACGCGGCAGCAGUGAAGCUUCGAGUCGUGACAGUAAAAUACCCAAAAGAGAAGAAUCGUGAUCGGGAAAGGGAUAGGGAUCGCGAUCGCGAUCGUUCAGUUGAAGACAGAAAUAAUGAUAGUCAGUACAGAAAGGUAGACCGUGAGGAGAGAAGCAGAAAGUACGACAAACGUGACGAGCCUCCGCCGCGCGAGUCGCGGGUCAAUGACCGGCGGCGGCAACACAGCUCCUCCGAGGACCGGGACUCCUCGCCAGAAUACCGCCAGAGGUCCUACAUCACCAAAGUCGAAAACAAGAAGCGAGAACCUUCUGUAGAAUCAGAAAGAGAGAAACGGAAAAGUUCCAAGCGAUCGAAACGUGACCGCCAGCGGUCUUCCCCAGAAACAGAAUCAGAACCCGCUACCAAGAGCAGGUCCGACAAGAGAAGCAGAAAACACUAUUCCAGGGAGUCCAGCUCAUCUCCACCACCCGAAAAGAGGCGGCGAAAGAGUUCGUCUCAAGAAUACAGAAAGCGAAACGAAGACACUUACUAUAACAAAAAGGAAACUAUUAAAGAAAACAACAAAAACCACAGAGACGAUAGAGAAGAACGUAAAGCUGCCAGGAGAAGUGAAUCUCUAGAUGACAGAUAUAGCCGGCGCGAGACCUCGCACCCUAGGAGAAAGGAGAAAGAUAACAAAUAUGACAAGAAUCAUAAGAAUAACCACGAUACUUAUGAAGACGUAUCGACGAAACGAAAGUAUCGGGACGCGUCUGAAGACAAACCGAGGAGAAAGAAGGACAGGAGUGUUUCUAGAGACAAAAGAGAAUCUUCUUCGGAAUACAAAGAAAAGUCGCCGAUCCACAAAAGUUCUAAGAACAGAGAAUCUCGAAAAGAGGAAAAAUCGCUAAAAAGACCAGAAAGGAAGUAUUCGUCAUCCGAAUCCGAGUCAGAACCAGCUGCCAAACAGAAAUUAGAGAAAAUUAGAAAUAAAGCUCGCUACUACAAGGACAGGAGCGAGUCCCCACCACAGAGGGAGUAUAGGAAACGAAGCCGCUCCUCUGAACACAAGAGGAAAGAAUCCCCUCCGACCAAAAGCAAAGGUGAGAAACACAAAAGUCGGAAAUUAGAAAGUAAACGUGAAACCAGUAAGCCUACGAGGAAGUCCCCUUCACCAGAAGAACGAUCUCGGCGCAAACCGUCGCCGAGUCGGUCCAAAUCUCCAACUCCACGCAAAAGCUCAAAAAAGGACAAACGAAAGAGUGUAACACCAGUUAAGAAAAGCAAAAAGUCGUCAGAACGAGGCACCACGGAGCGCCGCGCCUCGCCCAGGCCGGAGCACCGCGAGCGGAACCACGACAGCCGGGCCUCGCACAGGGACCGCUCGCGGUCCCGCUCCGCGCGCAAGAGCCGGAGCACUUCUAGUCUCAGCUACUCCCCCGCGCGCCGCAGCCCCGAGCGGUACAGAGAUAUCAUUGAGAAGUUACCUGAAAAGGAUAAACGCAAAUACAUUAAAUCUCCGUCAGAUCUACAACCCAAAAAGAAAAGCAGCAAAGAUUUAGCGGAAAACUACAAACCAAAAGCAGUUUGCAUGCGCAGCUCGUCCAGCGAACUCGAAGACCAUGAAAUUGAGUUUUCGAGGAUAGAUGACAGGCUUCGGCAAGAAGAGUUAGACGUCAAAGAACUUAGUAGACUGAAAGAAAGACUGGCUAAACUAGCUAAAGUGUCAAUAGAGCGCAGGAGGGUCGAGGAAAUGAUGAACCGACCGUCGACAUCGACAUCGACGUGGCAGGCCACGCGGGCCGAGUCUCAGUCUAGAGAGACGGAAGUAGUCGUCGAGAACAACAAAAAGAAAGAUAAGAGUCCAAUAAACCCCGCUAAAGAUAAAGCUAAAGAGAAAUCUCCUGCGGCAGUGGAAGAAGUAAAGAAGAGCCCAGAAGUGAGUAAAGCUGCGAGUCCUAAAAAGGCCGCGAGUCCGCCUGUGAACGUGGAGUCAUCGCCGGAGGUGAGGAAGAGCGAGGAGGUGGCGGGCGGCAGCGCGCGGCGGCGCUGGUCGCGCUCGUCGUCGCGCCGCUCUGCGUCCCGCUCGCGCUCGCGGAACAAGUCGUCCCGCUCCCGCUCGCGGUCGCGAUCGCGCUCGCGCUCCUCCAGGUCCAGGUCGCGCUCCUAUUCCUCCUCAAGGUUCGUUUUAUUUUUAUUGCUCGACAAAAAGCAUAGCCUUUAA
Molecule: messenger RNA, 2259 nt
Organism: Spodoptera exigua (beet armyworm)
Lineage: Eukaryota; Metazoa; Arthropoda; Insecta; Lepidoptera; Noctuidae
Source: the annotation of a GenBank genome assembly